Messenger RNA from Closterium sp. Naga37s-1, 2958 nucleotides. NCBI's taxonomy places the organism in Eukaryota, Viridiplantae, Streptophyta, Zygnematophyceae, Desmidiales, Closteriaceae. The record is from the annotation of a GenBank genome assembly.
AUGGCCUGUGAGACUGCGAGGACGAUACCCUUUGAGGCGCCGCGGAAGUCGACGACGGAUACCAUGGCGCACGGGACUGCGAGCACGAGCACGAGCACGAGCACGGUACCGCACGAAUCAGAUCGUGUUUCUCAGCUGCUAGACGACGCUUCCGUCGACGUUUCAGUCGACGGUUCGAUUGACGGUUCCGGCGAGGCGUUUGGCGUUUCGCGCGGGGCGUUAGGCGCAGCAGCGGGUGAAGAAGCGUUAGGCUCGGUAGUAUUAGACGUGAUGCACGACCCGUGGCGCGUGGAGGGGUUAGAUCUGCAGGGACCCAACUACGUCAUCGUACGGCGCACCCUCGUGUGCCCUAUUCAGCGCGCGGACAUCCCGGCGGGAUCUGCGGCGGGAGCUGCGACGGUAGGUGCGGAGCGAGAAGUUUCCCCGAACGAGUCGGUGGUGGUUGGAAAAAGACGGAGGAGGAGAGGCAAGGGGAGGAGGGCGACGGGGGAGGAGAGGACGAUAGGGGGAGAGAGGAAAGGAGGGAGAGAGCAGGAUAGGCACUGGGAAGGUGCGAGCAAGGCGAGAGAAGGAAGGCCCGUGACAGGCGCUGUGUCUAGCAGCAGAGGCGGAGGGUUGGCACGGACACGCGCAGGGGGUGCUGGUAUUAUCCGUGCUGCUGAUGCUUCUGAGUCGGUUGAAUGCGCUGCCGCGGGGAUUGCCCCGGGGAAUAUAUUUGCGGGUAGGGCGAACCGAGGGGCACGGUGGGGUGGGGUGGCGGAGAUUGGAGGGGGGAGAGGCGGCGCAGAGAGGGAGGCGGAGGGCGGAGGUGCGAGGGGGGAGGAGGGGAAUGGCGCAGGGGGGCUAGUGGUCGAUGCGGAGGCUCCGCAUUUGAGCAAGGCGAAAUAUAAUGUGCGGGGAGUUUCCCAGGGAGGUGCGCAGAUUGAUGGCAGUGCAGGCCUGCAGGGUGCGCAGCAGCGGCAGCAGCAGCAGCAGGAGGAAGAGGUCGAGGGAGGGGGGGAGGGAGAGGAGGAGGGGGAAGAGGAGGGGGGAGAGGCUGUAGGAGGCAGCAGCAGUGAGAGGGGUCCUGGUGUGUGGCAGGCAGUCGCUUCAGCUGAAGCGCCUGCUUCAGGCGAGACAGCAGCCAUGGAUGACCUUAGCACGCCUCCUGAAGCAUCCGCAACGGCUGCAGCAGCAGCAGCAGCAGGAGGAGGAGGAGGAGGAGGUAUGGCAGAGGAUGGCAUGUCGGGGGGUGCAGCAGGCGUGGGGUCGGUGUGUGCAGGGCGAGUGGUGAAGGGCAAGGGGCCGGGGCAGUACCUGUUUCGAGCAGAGGAUGGCGAGGGAUUCACGAGCGUUGAUGUGGGCGCUAAUGGCAUGUCUGUCGUCUGUAAUGCCAGGGGAUGCCGCCCCGUGCGGGUAGACGAAAGUUUUGUGGACCGGCACGGGCUGCCCCAGAGCCUUUCGCAGCUGCCCAACGGCGCGGGCAGGCUUGCGGAAGGGGGGGGCGUGGGGGAAAUGGAGGGGGGAGACGCUGGGUUGGGCAUGGGCGGAGUGGGGGAGAUUUGGGGGGGAGAUGUUGGGGAAAGUGUAUGGGGAGAAGGGGGGGUGGUGGGGGGAGAGGCUGAGGAUGGCGGGGGUGUGGGAGGGGGAGGCGAGGGGGAAAGGGAGAGGAGGCCGGUUGGGAAGGGUGAAAAUGGAUUGGCGGUGGUGGAAGGGGGUGGAGAGGCGAUAAUGGAGUUUGAAAGAAGGGAGGAUGAGCGUGGGGCAAGGUCUGGUUGGGACCACGGUGGGAUUACGAAUGGGAGAAAGACGGCAGAGGGGAGAGAUGGUGGGGAGGCUAGGGAAGGGAGUAACGCUAGGAAAGAGAGAGACGAGAGGAACAAAAGGGAUGAGAGGUACGGGAGGGACGAGAGGGAAAGUAGUAGACGCAGCGGAAAAUCCUCUUUUACAAAUCUCAGCGCUGGUGUGGGUCUGGACAGCGAGAGGAGAGGAGGAGAUAGCGAGAGGGAAGGAGGAGGGAAAGAGAGAAGGGGAGGUGAAGAGGGAGCAGCGGUGCGUGGUGGGACAACAUUGGAGGGGCCGGCAGUGGGGGGGAGAGCAGCAGCGAGUGUAGAGGAGGAGGACGAGCAGUACUCACGGGCUGUGCGCAGAGAUCCCACCAACGCUCUGUUGCUCUGCGACUACGCGCGCUUCCUCUACGUCUCAAAAGACGAUCCCACCAACGCUCUCUUGCUCUGCGACUACGCGCGCUUCCUCUACGUCUCAAAAGACGAUCCCACCAACGCUCUCUUGCUCUGCGACUACGCGCGCUUCCUCUACGUCUCAAAAGACGAUCCCACCAACGCUCUCUUGCUCUGCGACUACGCGCGCUUCCUCUGUGAGAUCAAGGACUAUCAUCGGGCAGACGAAAUGUUCCGGCGGGCAGUUGCAGCCAGCCAAGCAGAGGGGCGGGCGCGUGUGAAAGGACGGGCAGCAGGAAUGGAUCAGAGCCCUAGCAGCCCCACAAACAGCGGGGGGCUGAAGGGGUUGAAAGGAGUGAAAGGAGCGAAAGGAGCCACAGGAGUGAAGGGGGUGACAGGGGUGGAGGAGGGGGAGGUGCUGGUGCUGUGGGCUAAGGCGGUGUGGGAGGGGUGGCGUGACGGCGAGCGUGCUCUGGCCCUCUUUGACCAUGCUGUGGAAGUGGCGCCUCAUGACUGCUAUGUGUUGGCAGCAUAUGCAUCCUUUCUCUGGUCUGUGGAAAGCGCAUCUCCCUCUGCCUCCACAGGCAGCAGCAGCAGCAGCAGCAGCAGCAGCAGCAGUGUCAGUAGUGCAUCAGGUGGGCCUUUGUGCCUGAACCGCAAGCAGGGGCAGAAGCCUCCUUCCAUGAGCCUUGCUGCUCGUUCACUUGCCACAGGCAGACUAGGUGACAGCACCAGUAGUCACACUGGCAGUGGUAUUGCUGGCAGCACUGGCAACGGCGGCAAUGGGGGCGACACAUAG